Molecule: messenger RNA, 1307 nt
Organism: Coccidioides immitis RS
Lineage: Eukaryota; Fungi; Ascomycota; Eurotiomycetes; Onygenales; Onygenaceae
Product: methylated-DNA-[protein]-cysteine S-methyltransferase
Exons: 1
Coding region: 69-626 (185 amino acids)
Biological process (GO): DNA repair
Molecular function (GO): methylated-DNA-[protein]-cysteine S-methyltransferase activity
Source: RefSeq, a predicted model, not a curated record
CAAGAUUGCUUGAUUCUACUUCGCCUGCAAGGGCAAAAAAAUAAAAAAAUAAAAAAAUAAAAAAAAAAAUGGGUGCCGCAACGACGACGAUGACAGCUGCAAGAACAUCCACUAGGCGGGCUGCGAAACUCCAACGCCGGCUCUCGUCCGAGGACGCCGACCGUAAGACAGCCAGGUCACAGUCCAAGGCCAUUUCGUCGAUCCCCAACUACCCUUCUGCGUUUGACCACGAAGCCCUCGCCCACUCUCUUCGCCGCAUCGCGAGCCAUCCCACCCUCACACCAUACCGCCGACUUGUAUACCGCACCCUCCUAUCCGUCCCUCCGGGCCGUUGGACCACAUAUGCCACUCUAUCGGCACAUCUGUCCUCGUCGGCCCGUGCUAUCGGCAACGCGAUGAAGACGAACCCGUUUGCCCCCGAAGUGCCCUGCCAUCGGGUGCUUGCGACGGACCGCACAAUCGGCGGCUAUAAAGGGAAAUGGGGGAACGGGGGUGAGUACUCGGUUGAGAAGACGAAGCUACUGAAGGCCGAAGGGGUGGAGUUUGACCACAAAGGCAAAGCGAAUGGGGAGGUCUUUCGAGAGUUCGCGGACAUGGGGUCUGUGGUGGCGGGUCAGGGUAACUAGCGAGAUGGAAGUCAAAUGCCAGACAGGGCAUGGGGGUGGUGGCUGAAAUAUUUAGGGCAUUGCAAUGAAGUUAAUUGGCGUUUAAGGGGGGAAGAAAAAGGAAAAAGAAAAAAAAAAGUUGGCCCCAGAAAGCCUCGUUUAUAAGGAGCCGAGAUGUCUGCACCAGCUCUCUCCGGCCUCCUCGACCCUCUCCGAGCGCAGAGGGAUCGGUAAAGCGAAAAUUUCCGUGCUGCUUGCUGCGCGCUCGACGAUUCUUGGGCAGAGGUCUUCUGGCGGGGUGUUGCCAAGCCGUUCCAUCGCGCCGACACUCGACAUGGAAUGCUUCAAGAGAACAACUCCGCGACCCCCGGGCUGCAAUGGUCGAGCGGCUUGUUGAUAAUACUACAUACUUCUCGGAAUGGGCGGGGAAUCGCAGUGACAUUCCGCAUCCAUGCCAUUUCCGUCUGUCGAGUUCCAAAGGUCGUUGGCAGGUUUCCGUUCUUCCUUUUUUUCCUUUUUUUUUUUUUUUUUGUUGUUCUAAACUCAUGUCAUCCCGGUUGGAUGAAGCGCCCAAUAAAUUCCAUCUCGGCCACUUAAGACAGUCUUAAGCUUCAAGCGUCAGUGUCUUACCUGAGUCAAUCCCGGUGUAUUAGAAGCCAAGUCUCUCAAACAUCAAUCAAGCAACAUGGCGUUUUUUCAAAA